This is a messenger RNA of Prunus dulcis (almond), 1285 nucleotides long. RefSeq names its product mitochondrial outer membrane protein porin 2. The coding region runs from base 112 to 942 and encodes 276 amino acids. Gene Ontology annotation, cellular component: mitochondrial outer membrane. Gene Ontology annotation, biological process: monoatomic anion transmembrane transport. The record is from RefSeq and is a predicted model, not a curated record. The transcript has 6 exons. Gene Ontology annotation, molecular function: voltage-gated monoatomic anion channel activity. Lineage: Eukaryota; Viridiplantae; Streptophyta; Magnoliopsida; Rosales; Rosaceae.
AUAGACAAAGCAAAGCUCUUCGCAUUUUCAUUUUCGCUUCCUCACCUCUCUCUCUCUCUCUUCCCCAAAAUUACAGACUCUCUCUCUUUCUCUCUGUCCGUCUCUGCAACGAUGAGCAAGGGACCUGGACUUUUCUCCGACAUCGGCAAAAAAGCCAAAGAUCUUCUAACGAAGGACUACAACUCCGAUCAGAAGUUCACCGUCUCCACCUACAGCGAUGCCGGUGUGGCCCUCACGUCAACAGCGGUGAAGAAAGGAGGACUUUCCACUGGGGACAUCGUGACACAAUACAAGUACAAGAACACUGUGGUUGAUGUCAAAGUUGACACAGAAUCAAAUAUCUCAACAACCUUCACGAUCAAUGAGAUUGUCCCAUCAACAAAGACUAUUGCUUCAUUCAAAAUACCUGAUCAUAACUCUGGCAAGUUGGAGGUUCAGUACUUCCAUGACCAUGCAACCUUCACUACAGCCGUUGCCUUGAAUCAAUCGCCAGCCAUUGAUUUUUCAGCCACAAUUGGUACCCCAACCAUUGCAUUUGGUGCAGAAGGGGGUUAUGACACUACUUCUGGAAACUUUACAAAGUACACUGCUGGAAUUAGCGUGAACAAACCAGACCAGUCUGCUUCAAUAAUUCUGGGUGACAAGGGAGACAGUAUAAGAGCAUCUUAUGUGCAUUUUCUGGAUGUGUUGAAGAGGACUGCUACUGUGGGAGAGAUCACUAGAAAGUUUUCCACAAACGAGAACACUUUCACAGUGGGAGGGUCAUAUGCUAUUGAUCUUCUGACUGUAGUGAAAGCUAAGCUCAACAAUCAUGGAAAGCUGGGGGCCCUCCUGCAGCAUGAGGUCAUACCAAAGUCGUUGGUGACAAUAUCUGGGGAGAUUGACACCAAGGCCCUGGACAAAAAUCCCAGGUUUGGAGUGGCCAUUGCCCUCAAGCCGUGAUUUUUAGGCGUUAAUGAUGCCUUGCUGGAACGUAAUACCUGGUUCAAUUUUUUGGCUGGCUCUUGAGAGGAGCACUUAAUAAUUAGUUUCCACAGAAACAUGUUUCCUAGUCCUUGAUCACUGUGGAUGGAUUGUUUGAUGCUCGGGCUCUACCGUGGUCUCCUUUUGUUCUUUUUCUCUAUAUUCUUUUGGCUUAUAACUGUAGGUCGCCAAGGCGUUGCACAUUCUAGUUUCGUUGUAUGGAGAAACCUUAGAAUUCUGAUUGAUAGAGAAUUUGUUUACAUAUGUUGUGCCAGGUGAUAUGCCACUUGUCUGUUUGAAUGAAUCCACCUGCCGAAAGUAA